GCGCACUAGGGUCGCCGGUCGAAGCGGAUAUCCGGCACGCCGCUCUACUUGCCUUGCUUCCAUCGCCGCGUCUCUCACAUAAACGCACGCUUCCAUCGGGAAAAAGACAGCGGCGCGUAGCAAACGAAACACGGCGAGGCCGGCGAUGGAUGUCAAGUGCCGGCGUCUGGAGGGGAAGGUGGCCGUCGUGACGGCUUCCACGCAGGGCAUCGGCCUCGCCAUCGCCGAGCGCCUCGGCCUGGAGGGCGCCGCGGUCGUCAUCUCCUCCCGCAAGCAGAAAAACGUGGACGAGGCGGUGGAGGGCCUCAGGGCAAAGGGGAUCACCGUUGUCGGGGCCGUCUGCCACGUCUCCAACGCCGAGCAGCGCAAGCACCUCGUCGACACGGCCGUCAAGAAUUUCGGACAUAUUGAUAUUGUUGUCUCCAAUGCCGCUGCAAAUCCUUCUGUGGAUAGCAUACUAGAGAUGAAAGAGUCAGUUCUUGACAAGCUAUGGGAUAUUAAUGUCAAAGCUUCUAUUCUUCUACUUCAGGACGCCGCACCACAUUUGAGGAAGGGAUCAUCUGUGAUACUAAUUUCUUCAAUUGCUGGCUAUAAUCCUGAUGCAGCUUUAACGAUGUAUGGUGUUACAAAGACUGCCCUUUUUGGUCUCACGAAGGCUCUUGCUACUGAGAUGGGCCCAAAUACCCGUGUUAACUGUAUAGCUCCUGGGUUUGUUCCUACACGUUUUGCUGGUUUCCUCACAACUAAUGAGACCAUUAGAAAUGAACUUAUCGAGAGGAGCAUACUUAAGAGAUUGGGUAGUGUGGAAGACAUGGCUUCAGCCGCCGCUUUCCUGGCAUCCGACGAUGCAUCCUUCAUUACAGCUGAAACAAUUGUUGUUGCCGGAGGAACACAAUCAAGACUAUAGAUACGUUUUGAGGGUCAAUCAGCUACAGUGUCAUGAUCAAUAAAUAUAGUGAUACUAGUAGGUCUAGUAUACAACAUUUCAAGCGCGCUGAGAUAUAAACAAGAUGCAGUGUAAUAAAUUUGAUGUUGGGGCGCCAUACAAUCUUGCGAGGACGAAUUAUAGUCUAUUGGCAUUGUCGUCUGAACAUUUAUUGUUGUAUGACCUGUGUUCAUGUAUAGGAAUUGCGGUGAAGUGACAGAGGAAUUGCGGUUGAUGCUUUAUCUAUAAAGCGGGGUGAAAGCCUGUUUCGAAGAA
Messenger RNA from Aegilops tauschii subsp. strangulata, 1201 nucleotides. RefSeq names its product tropinone reductase-like 3. Gene Ontology annotation, molecular function: oxidoreductase activity. The record is from RefSeq and is a predicted model, not a curated record. Lineage: Eukaryota; Viridiplantae; Streptophyta; Magnoliopsida; Poales; Poaceae.